Drosophila obscura is the source of this 736-nucleotide messenger RNA. RefSeq lists its product as uncharacterized. The transcript is spliced from 5 exons. The record is from RefSeq and is a predicted model, not a curated record. The coding region runs from base 90 to 671 and encodes 193 amino acids. NCBI's taxonomy places the organism in Eukaryota, Metazoa, Arthropoda, Insecta, Diptera, Drosophilidae.
UGCUAACCAUAAUCUUACCAGUUAAAGAUAGAAAACCAUAAAAAAUCCCAUUACAAGCAUCAGUUCGAGACAGCACUUCAGUAAAGAACAUGCAAAAGUAUCCGGAAAUCAUAUUAUUUGUACUGGCUUGCCUGGGAUGCUAUGCAUUCCAUAUGGUGAACGGUCACGUUAUGAGUAAGAGCCAUAUGUCACCGAAUGCAAUCUAUAUAAGAAAAUACAAUCAGAUGAAGGAUAUGGUACAUAAUGAAGUACUCCCCCUGCUAAAAGUGGUCGAAUGUCCAAAAUUGCUGCGUAGAGAAGUAGCAUUGAUUGACCAGAAAAUGCUCUAUGGAAAUUGGUUUAUGACUGCUUUAACACCGCCUUUUGGAGAAAAUCGACACCAAGAUAAGGACAAGUGUGUCAGAAAAAUUUUGCCCCGUAUCGUUGCCCGAUCUGCUACGGAAGAGCAUGUAAUUUCUUCGGAUAAUACCAACUUUAUGGUUAUUUACAGAUGCGAUAAAGAUGACGAUUCAUUUUUAAUGGUCUUUCGAAUCUAUACACGAAAUAAGAGCGCCAAAGCAGGCAACCUUAAAAAGGCUUUGGAAGUCCUAAGGGUCAAUAACAUAUCCGAAAGUGUGGUGAUUCGUGUUAGACCCGAACGGGCAGUCUGUACGAGCUUCUCAGUUAAAUAAUCAAUUAAAAUAUAAUAAAGGAAUAAAGGAAACUGAAAGCAGAGAGCAAUGCUUAGUAAAACCAA